AUGGAUGCAUUCUGCUCCAAUGAAUUUCACCAUGCAAUAUUGUACCGUAGUGGAUUUCCAGAUGAUCAGAGGUCUACCGUCGAUGCCCUUAACAAUCUCCAAAGUAAUGCUAUGACUUUGAAGAUCAUCUCUAAUAGUGGUAGCGAAAAGGAGGUUAACGUUCAUCGAACAAUAACUUGUUUAAACCGAAUUGGUCUAUCGGUGGACGAUUUAGAUUCGUUGUCUAUAAUUCAUGUUAGUGGCACCAAAGGAAAGGGUUCAACUUGUGCUUUUACUGAAAGUAUACUUCGUGCUCAUGGAUACAAAACCGGAUUCUACAGCUCACCACACCUAAUCGAAGUGCGCGAGCGGAUUAGGAUAAAUGGAGUACCUCUUUCGAAAGAGGUCUUCACUUCCUACUUCUGGACUGUUUACGAUCGGCUUGAAAAAUCAAAAGAGGCAGAUGAUAACUAUAUGCCAAGUUAUUUCAAAUUCUUAACUGUACUAGCAUUUUAUAUCUUUUUCUGUGAAAAGGUUGAUGUCUCCAUCAUUGAAGUGGGUAUUGGUGGUACAUAUGACUGUACUAAUGCGAUAAGAAAUCCAGUAGCAUGUGGUAUAUCAUCGCUCGGAUUAGAUCAUACUGCUAUAUUAGGGAAAACUAUUGAAGAAAUUGCUUGGCAUAAAGCUGGAAUAAUGAAGCCGGGUACAUCUGCUUUUACUGCUCCUCAGGUGGAUUCAGCAAUUACUGUAUUACAAGAGCAAUCGAACGAAGUAAAGCCAAUCGGUAUGUAUGAGGCAGCACUGCAAAUCGUGCCACCUUUAUCUAGCUACCCGGGUACAGAGCCAAAACUUGGAAUUGACGGUGAAGUACAAAAGUGGAAUGCAUCAUUAGCGAUACAACUAGCAAAUACGUGGCUAGAAAAAAAUGCUAAACAAUCGAAGACUCAUAAUGGUGAUCAGCAAUUGCAAACCGGCAAAGGAUUACCAACUGCAAGUACAUUUCCACUAAGUGAAAAUUUUAAAGCAGGAUUACAAAGUUGCGUUUGGAAUGGUAGAUAUCAAAUGAUGAAAUACGACGGUGCUACAUUCUAUUUUGAUGGUGCUCAUACACGAAAUAGCAUCCAGGCAAGGACUGCAGUUGAGUGGUUUCACAACAAAUCCACUAUUGAAGCCACGAAUAUUCGAGGUUCUGUGGCCCGUAUAUUAAUCUUUAAUUUGAGUGGCAAUCGCGAUAGCAAAACUUUGUUAAAACCAAUCAUCAACACAAAUAUCGAUUAUGCGAUAUUUUCACCCAAUAUUUUGAAAGAAAACCAUUCGUCGCCAGAUACAGUUAAUCGUAACGAAACUACUAAUGCAGCAAUGCAGCGAUGCAAUGAAAACUUAUCUGCUUGGAUGGAGUUAAAUGGAUUGUCUAAUCCAACAAACAGUCGUAUUUGUGGAUCAGUUAAUGAAGCUAUAUCUGUUAUUAAAGCUAUUCAUAAAGCUAAAUCUCUUAACUAUAUGAAUGAUAAGACUAUCGAGAAGGAAAAAAAAUAUAUUCAUCUGCAGAUUUUGGUUACAGGUAGCCUACAUUUAGUUGGUGAUGUUUUACAAAAUGAUCACAUUUCAUUUAUUAUUGUAACGCCAACCAAACAACUGACGGCAUUUUUCGUUCAGUUAAAUAGACCUGACAAUGCUGUCUACGUAAGAAUUAUUCAUGGAAGUGUUUUCAUUAUCUUGGAAAAAUAUCAAUGCUAUACUUUGCAGCCGUACGCACUCAACGUUAUGCAAUUGCGUAGUACAUCACUAGACGCCUUUUCUAUUUUUUGUGUACCUUUAUACUUGUAA
Molecule: messenger RNA, 1806 nt
Organism: Trichoplax adhaerens
Lineage: Eukaryota; Metazoa; Placozoa; Uniplacotomia; Trichoplacea; Trichoplacidae
Exons: 19
Coding region: 1-1806 (601 amino acids)
Biological process (GO): tetrahydrofolylpolyglutamate biosynthetic process
Cellular component (GO): cytoplasm; cytosol; mitochondrion
Molecular function (GO): ATP binding; tetrahydrofolylpolyglutamate synthase activity
Source: RefSeq, a predicted model, not a curated record